Molecule: messenger RNA, 1146 nt
Organism: Ceratosolen solmsi marchali
Lineage: Eukaryota; Metazoa; Arthropoda; Insecta; Hymenoptera; Agaonidae
Exons: 2
Coding region: 700-1092 (130 amino acids)
Biological process (GO): proteasome assembly
Source: RefSeq, a predicted model, not a curated record
GGCGGCGGUGGCGGUGGUUUUCCUCGCGGCGGAUCUCCAAGGGGCCCGGGGCUCCGCGGGCAACGCGAUUCUCUCGGGUUUACGAGCUUCGAGCGUAAUCGUCGCCGUCGACUCGAUCAAGAGUAGCACGCCGAUGUCAUUAUCCGAACACCAAGGCCACGCGCCUGCCGCCCGAUUAACGAUAAUUCGUCAUCUCCGGAGGCUACGCAUACCCGUGCCUUUUAGGUCGUGCGAACGAUGUAACAAUCGAGAGUCCUUGGGCCGAUUCUUCAGUCGGCUUACCUUAAAAGACAAAAUAACAACGACAACAACAACAACAGAGCUUAACUUUAGCUGCGAUACAUCCAUCUCAAAUUCUAAUUUGUCAGCAAAUUAUUAAUAAACUCGGCGAAAAUCAAAUCAAAUUGCCCUUAUCCUUGCGUCUCAUGCGCAUUGAGCAAAUUUAAUUUUAUGAUUUUUCCGAGGCAUCGCAAAUACAAUAAUGUUAUUUUCGUAUUUACUUGUAAUAGUGGGCCGAGUGGCCGGCCACGUCAUACGAGCGAAACAAGCGGAAUGCGAAUCAUAUUCAUUGCCUACAUAUAUAGCCAUUGAAUAUUGUAUUUCAUAUUCGCGGUUACUCGUUCGGUAAGGCAGUGCACUGCGCGUCUUUAUGAUUCAUCUUAUCAGCGAGUCUGCUCGAGUACUUUUUGAUUAUAAUUAAUGGGAGCCAACGAGGAUAUUGAGCUGCUGCCGUGCAGUUUUCAAUUUCAUAAUUUUUAUCACGAAGUUAACGAGGUUAGAAUUCAGUGUCAAAUUAUGAAAAUGGAAAAGAGCCUGUAUCUGUGGCUUGGAGAUUAUACUGAAAGAACGAUGAAUGAUUUAGCGCUCGCAUUUGCAACUGAUAGCGAAAAUAAGAAAACCGUUUUAUCAACGAAAAUAAUGGGACACGUAGCGGACGAGACGUCGCUCAAUAUUGCAAACAGAUUGUCUAAGAAGGCAGGCCAGCCCGUUUAUGUCAGUUAUAAUUUAAAUUUGCCACCUCCUACCUUACUCAGCCUCGAGAGAAGAAUUCACGAGGAAUUUAAAAGCAAACCUGAACUUCUAGAUUCGUAAUUAAUGCCAAUAACGAUAUUGUUUAAUUGAUUUCAAGCUUAAUUCUUAUAUUAC